Pieris napi is the source of this 415-nucleotide messenger RNA. RefSeq names its product 40S ribosomal protein S21 (gene RpS21). Gene Ontology annotation, molecular function: structural constituent of ribosome. Gene Ontology annotation, cellular component: ribosome; cytosolic small ribosomal subunit. Gene Ontology annotation, biological process: translation; endonucleolytic cleavage to generate mature 3'-end of SSU-rRNA from (SSU-rRNA, 5.8S rRNA, LSU-rRNA); endonucleolytic cleavage in ITS1 to separate SSU-rRNA from 5.8S rRNA and LSU-rRNA from tricistronic rRNA transcript (SSU-rRNA, 5.8S rRNA, LSU-rRNA). The record is from RefSeq and is a predicted model, not a curated record. NCBI's taxonomy places the organism in Eukaryota, Metazoa, Arthropoda, Insecta, Lepidoptera, Pieridae. Bases 141 to 392 code for a protein of 83 amino acids. The transcript has 4 exons.
GGAAAAUCCAUUUGUGACUGUCACAAUGUCAAAGUCCAAUUGUCAAAUAACAAGUGCCAAGUAACGAAAGUCAACAUCACUAAAAUUCUUUUCGCUUUGAUAUUCUAGUGCACAGUGCACGUGCUAUUUUGAUAGUCAAAAUGCAGAACGACGCCGGAGAAUUCGUUGACCUGUACUGUCCCAGGAAAUGCUCGGCCAGCAACCGUCUCAUCCACGCAAAAGACCAUGCCUCGGUGCAGUUGGUGAUCGCCGAUGUGGAUCCGGCCACGGGCAGAGCGGCCGACACUUCCAAGAUGUACGUCAUCUGCGGAGCUAUUAGGCGAAUGGGGGAGUCGGACGACUGCAUCGUCAGACUGACCAAGAAAGAUGGGAUUCUUAUUAAGAACUACUGAUGCAGAGCAGAUUAUUUAAGGAA